GGCAAAAGUUGCUAAUAGGGGACUCAACUUUCAGAAGUAGCAAAUUGGGUACUAAACUAUGAGAUAGUACUUGCAGGAGAGAAUAUUCCGGCCACUUAACCUAUACCAACAGGUUGUAACAGGUUUAUCCAAAAUAAAAAAAACCAAUACCCUUUUAUCAUUCAACUUCCUCCACACAAGUCAUCACUAAACCUUUAUCAAAAUUCUCCAAAAUCUCACUUAAAUCACCUCGCAAUUACCAAAGAUACCCAACAAAAUUACUCCUAAUAGUCGUAAUUACAGUAUGAGCAUUUCGCCCGAGGCGAAAACUGUGUGGUUUCGACGAAAAUCUAGACUCAAAUACAAGUUCAAGAAUCAACAACAAAGCCUCCAUAACAACACGGUCUUGAAACGGUAGGUAAUUAACUAGAACUCAGCUUCAUCAACAUUGGUUUAGAGGUAAUUUCAAUAAUGGGUUUUCAAUUAGACCAUACGAGUAUAGUACAAUUUAGUUUUCCUAUUUCAUUGAAAUUGACCUUUAACAAAGCAUUACGAUGCGAUAGAAGAUGAUGCAAUGUCUACGAGUGAGUAGCGCUGGAGUUAGGAAAUGAAUAGUAAAUGCUUAACAGAACACUGGUAUGCUAAAACUCGGGUAUCAAAUUUGUAAAGAAAGCAUGUAAGAUUAGAUAAAGGCUGGAGUUGAAAAGGAUUUUACCCAGAUUUAUGAGCAAAUUUGGUAAAUUUGGCAAAAAAAAAAAACCACAAUUAAUUUGAACUAAUUGAAUACAACAUAACUUGUUUUUUUUUUUUUUUUUUUUUUUGUGAAUAAAUGUGGUUAAUUUUGCAUUCAAGAAUUAGUUAUUUUGUAAAGCUGAAAAAAAAAAUAAUGAACUAAUCCUUAUCAUUUUAAUCUGAACUAAUUCUUGACAUUGUAAUUUCUCAUUCUUGAUAGUAUAUGGAUUAUUUUGGAUCAUAUAAGUCAACUUUCCAUUAAAAUCCUUUGUAUAAAAUAAAUCUGAUCUACCAGACUACCACAACUUCAUCUUAGACUUUAAGGUAUUUGAAAAAAAAAAGAAUUAGUUUUUUUUACAGCUAAUAAAAAUUAGUUAUUAAAUUUCUUGUAUAACCUGCUACAACAGGUAAAACAAGUCGAGUACAAAGUUUAGCACUCAAUUUGCAACAAGUGAAAGAUGAGUGCUCAAUCUGCAAUAAAUAGCAAAGUUUAGUACUUAGUUUUAUACUUUACUUAAAAAACAAAGGAAGUAUAAGUCUUGCUCUAAUCCGCACCAAUCACCUCAUGCAGUAAUUAUCGACCCACAUUAAUUGCAUCCGUAUAAGCCACAUCACCGUCAUACCACCGAUCGACUGGUCUAUCGUUAUGUCAUCAAAAGAUAUUAUACUCCACAUAUAUAAUUAUGUUGGUCGUUUCCUUGAAUUUUGGGAUGUUUAAAAGUUUUAUUUUUAAGUUUAUUAUCACUUUUAUUAUUUAGGAAUUGAUGAGCUUUAGUGAAAUGGUGACGAUUUAAAUUAUGUAGUAUGUAAUGGCUAAAAAUAAUAUGGUGAAAAUGUUGGAUUAAAUUUUUUUAAAAAAUAGCAAAGUAAACUUGAAAAUUCAAAAUUUUUAAACACAAGCCAAAAAAAAUUAUUCUAAACUCGUUGAGUUGAUCCAAACUCGAAACUUUUAGUUAAGAUUGAGCAUUUCUCAACCCGUAACCCGACCCAAAAUAACCCGUGAUCUGAAGCGACCCGACCCGACUGACAAGUUUACCUCUUGUCCUCUUCGUAAUCAAACAUAAACAUCAAUCCACGUGGCUCCCUGCUGCAAUGUUGUCCAAUCAACUUAUAACGUAUGAUUACACUCAUAUUUCCACUUAUCGUCCUUGAACAGAAAAAACUCAUGAUUUCUUUUUCCUUCCUUUCCUAAAAUAAAAACAAAAACCCCCAAAAUUGCCCAGAAAUUCAACAAUGGCUGAAAUUGCAGUAAUCCCUAAUCACAAAUUUCCAGGUAUAAUUCACAUUAAUGCUCAAUUUAGUGAAAAACAAGGAAGCAGGGCAUUUCUACCGUGCCAUGCAGUCAGCAUAUUCAAGUCACAGCAGCCAAUCAGAUUCAAGUGCCAGGCUGUGAAUCAACGCCCUUCAACUUACACUUCCCGGAAUUCCACAGAUAUUCCCUUUUACGAAACUCCUGGGGCUACAUUUGAUCAGUAUUUAGAGGAUAAACCCAGAGUUUUUAGAGCAAUUUUUCCGGAUAAAAAAAGAUGCCAACAAAUUAGUGAGGGAGAAUGGAGAGUACACAUGCUACCCAUACAGUUUUUCUUCUUUACUGUAUCACCUGUUGUAGAUAUGAGGUUAAGGUGUAAAACAAACGGCAAAGAUUAUCCAUCAGGGAUUCCACCUGUCAUCUCUAAAGUUCUUGAGCUUGACAUUGUGAGAUGGGAGCUUCAAGGGCUAGAUAAUGUGGUGGAACCAGAUCAGUUUAGUCUCAGUGUAAAUGGAAUUUUAUAUUCAGAUAGACGAGGGGUAAGAAGCAGAUUGAAGGGUCAAUUGGAGAUGAAAAUAAGUCUUAUUCUCCCACCAGUUCUCGCCGUGGUCCCUGAAGAUGUCCUCCGAGGUGUCUCAGAAGCAGUGCUCAGGGGACUUGUUGAGAACAUGAAAGACAAGGUCAACAGCAAUUUGAUAACUGAUUACAGUAAAUUCCGCAGAGAGCAACAAUUGAACCGAGUCUAGCUUGUAGAACUGAGAAAAGAUAUCACUGUGUGAAGUGGACAAUCUGGGAAAGUACCAGCUUUGUGAAUUGUAGAUUAACCCCUCCCCUUGUUUUCUUUUUUUAAUUUCGAGUUUUGUAAAGCAGAAUGAGUUCCAGUAUGUGUAAGAGUUGAAUAUCAAAUUCAUUUAAGCACGGAUGAUAUCUUUUAUAUUGGCAAUUAUCCUCCCCAAUAGUAUCUGGUGUUUAAACAUGUUCAAGGCUUCCUGUAUUAUAAUUUCACUAAUCAUGCUACAAUGUGAUGCAGACAAUUUUGGU
This is a messenger RNA of Chenopodium quinoa (quinoa), 3001 nucleotides long. RefSeq lists its product as uncharacterized. The record is from RefSeq and is a predicted model, not a curated record. Lineage: Eukaryota; Viridiplantae; Streptophyta; Magnoliopsida; Caryophyllales; Amaranthaceae. Bases 1945 to 2706 code for a protein of 253 amino acids. The transcript is spliced from 5 exons.